AGUUUAUUUUUGAGGGGUGGUUGUUGUCGCUGUUAAUGUUUAAGCUCGCAUUCUUAGUCGUUUUUUUUAUUAUUAUUUACGCUGCUGUUAAUUGAGGCGGGUGCCGCCGCCCGUCUACAUUUCCCAGUUCGCACGGGCGGACGCAGCCAGGCACUCGACCCCGCAUUGGUUGGAGGGCGCGCGAGGGGCGAAAGUGCCGCUCGCGAUUGGCGCAAAAUCUGCAACGUUGGCAGCGCCGACCAAUCGCGCGCAUGCAGGGUCGACGCUUCGCCUUAAGCGAACUACGCAAUGUGAAAGCCUCGACACGAAAAUCAAACGCAUGUUUUAAAAAAACAUUUCCACUUUUUAAAAAAACAAACGAUAACCGCACCGUGUACAAGCGGCGGCUGUUCUAAGCAGUGCUUGAUAUAAUAGCAGUGCCUAAAUGCAACGAAACAACCGGAGGGCUGCUCGUUUUAAUUGCUUAACGCGUCACGAGUCCGCGUCGAUUCGCGAGCCGAGCGGGAUGUUGAAAGCUGAGAACUGGCGUGGGUGGCAGCCACCAGCAGCAGCAGCAGCAGGGGCGGUGGGCAAGGAGGUGUACCAGCGCAGCGGGCACAGUGACGUGCUAAUGGCCGGCCUCAACGAGCUGCGACGAUCCAGCGCCCUCCUCGACGUCGUUUUGAGGACGGCAAACAACGGAGGUGGAGUCCACGAGCUGAGCUGCCAUCGUCUCGUCCUGGCCGCUUGCAGCCCCUACUUUGCCGCGAUGUUCUCGGGAGGACUGCGCGAGAGCCGACAAGCCCACGUGGACCUCGGAGACAGCGUGGAUCCACAGGUGCUGGAGCAGCUGGUGGGCUUCGCGUACACUGGGCGCGUUGAGCUGGCGGAGGAGAGCGCCGCUCAGCUGCUGAGCGCCGCCGACAUGCUGCAGUUCGGCGACGUGCGCGAGGCCUGCGCCGCCUUCCUGUGCCGCUGCAUCUCGCCCGACUCCUGCCUCUCCCUGCUGGCGCUCGCCGACGCUCACGCCUGCGCCCGGCUGCGCACUCUGGCGCUGCAAGCCUGCCUGGAAAGUUUUGAGCAAGCGUGCCAGGACCACCAAUUCCCGCUCCUGUCGGCGGACGUCAUUGCCGAGCUCCUGUCGAGCGACGAGCUGGAGGCCACGGAGGAGACGCACGUCAUGCAGGCCCUCGCUCGCUGGGCCCAACACGACAGCGAUGCACGCAGACCUCACCUCCCGCGUCUGCUCCGCUGCGUACGCCUGGGGCUACUGUCCAAAGAGUUCCUCUCCGCGACUCUCAACGGGGGCGAUGGGGGCGUCUUCUCAGGAGAGCCGCCCUGCCGCAUUGCCCUUGAAGAGGCCCUCGCGUGGAGGAGGUCCUCGAUGCAGAGCUCCGAGUUGGGGACCAUGGCUCAUCCACGGAGAAACUCUUUGACGAUGUUUUUGAUAGCGGGAAAAACCUUCGCUUCCGAUAUGCUCUUCUCCGUCAGCCGUCACACGGGCUCGCUGACGCCGCGCCGCUCGCUGCCCCGGCAACUCAAGCAGUCAUCGGCAUGCGCCAUGGGCCAGCGCAUCCUGGUGACGGGCGGCAGGGCCCAAGCGGUGCUCACGGAGGGAGGCCGGGCCCCCGCCGGCGUGUGCCAGGCCGAACGAGCCACGUGGGUCUACGAUACGGCGGAGGACGAGUGGAGCCCGGGGCCAACCCUCGGCCUCACCAGGUACGCGCACGCGUCCACGGAGCUGGACGGCCGCGUGUACGUGGCCGGAGGCUACACGGUGGUCACCGCAGUGUUCCCCAUGUCCAUGUCGGAGCCCCUCAAAGAGGUGGAGUGCCUACACUCCGGUGCGUCUGAGUGGAAGCCCGUGGCCCCCAUGCCCCACGGACUCAGUUACCUCGCCAUGGCCGGGAGCAAAGGCAAACUCUACGUGUUUGGCGAGACGGAGUUCGUACCGCCGGCCGUGCAGCGCUACUGCCCGGCGUCGCGCUCGUGGUCGGUGAUCGGGCCGUGCCCGCUGCGCUGCCGCUUCUCCGCCGCGGCGGCCCUGGGGCCGGACGUCUACGUGGUGGGCGGCGAGGGCAGCCGCGAGGUGCGGCGCUUCGACUGCGCGGCCCACCGCUGGUGGCGUGCCGCCCCCAUGGCGAGCGCUCGCACCAGCCCCGCGGCCGUGGCCGCCGCGGGGCGCGUGUACGUGGCGGGAGGAUACAAUGGCACCAGCCGCAGCGCCGACAUGGAGUGCUACUGCCCGCGGGGCGACACGUGGGCACCCGCGGGCGGCACGCCGGGCCUCUGCGUCACGGCCCUGGUGUGCGUGCCGGCCGGCGGCACUUGACGGACGAGGAGGAGGGUGAGGAGGCCGCGAUGAGAACCUAGGUCAGCCAAGUCGGUCGCGGUCGAUUCGCCACCGGAAUGAAGGCCUAGCCCUAAGCAGCUAAGGAACUCGCUCACGACCGCACGAUGUAGCAAGCCACCCCGGCGCCUGCUCGCGAGCCAAUUUCAUCGCUCCGUCUCGUCGGUGGACGUCGUCGAAAUAAAAUUACUUCCGCGUUUCA
This is a messenger RNA of Petromyzon marinus (sea lamprey), 2531 nucleotides long. RefSeq names its product kelch-like protein 25. The record is from RefSeq and is a predicted model, not a curated record. Gene Ontology annotation, biological process: ubiquitin-dependent protein catabolic process. NCBI's taxonomy places the organism in Eukaryota, Metazoa, Chordata, Hyperoartia, Petromyzontiformes, Petromyzontidae. Gene Ontology annotation, molecular function: protein binding. Gene Ontology annotation, cellular component: cytoplasm; Cul3-RING ubiquitin ligase complex.